UGUUUUCCUUGCUACCUAGGGAGAGGAGACUCCCAGAUGAUGAAGUCAUUGAAGCAAAAAAACUAGUUAACUUGAAUGUUAGCAACAAGCUUAUGAGGGACCAUUUUGAGGAAAGGACAGGAAAGAAAAUAAUUCUGAAGCACAUUAGCAACAUUGUCAACAAAGUCAACAAGACCAAGAAGACUGAUAACCUCGAAAAACUUGUUCAAAAAUUGAAAGUGACUGGUUCAGAAGUUGAAAUUUUCCAUGAUGGUGACAGCAAUCUCCAAGCAUUAUUUUACCAGGAUGCUGAAAUGCAGAGGGUUUUUGCAACUUUCCCAGAGAUUAUAUUUGUAGAUGCUACAUACAAAUUAAAUGACAGGAGGAUGCCAUUUUAUGUAAUGAUGGUUGAAGACAGUCUAGGCCAAAGUGAGGUAGCAGCUAUAGCUUUAGUUAAUUCUGAGGAAAGGGCUGUUUUACAGCAACUAAUUCAUUGCUUUAAGGAAAAUAAUCAAGCUGCUGGAAAAACAAAAGUAAUCAUGGCCGAUAAAGACAUAAAUGAGAGAGAUGUAUUCAAAUCAGAAUUACCAAAUGCAAUGCUGUUGAUUUGUCAGUUCCACGUUUUAAGGUCAUUUAAUAGAGAAAUCACUACCGAAAAAAUGGGGAUAUCUUCAGCUCAGAGACAUACAGCAUUAGAACUCUUACAGAAAUUAGUUUAUUGUAACUCAGAGACAGAUUAUGAGGCAUCCUUGGAAGAAGUUAAACGUAAAUGUUCAAGGCAGAUUAAUGAAUAUAUCAUUAACAAUUGGCAUGAAAUAAGACAUGAAUGGGUGUUCGGACUAAAGUUAUGUGAUGGAUCUUUAAUGAACACUACAAACAAUAGAUUGGAGUCAUUUAAUCAGAAAUUAAAACAGGUUAUAAAUCUCUAUUCGUGUCUUGAGGUGUUCUUUGAAAAAUUUCUUUCAUUAAUAAAUACCGUGAGGAAUGAGAGAGACCACAAAGGAAGUGUUGAAGUAAUGAAAGUUAGCGUCCGGACAGCUUGUUUAAAUUCAGAAUCUGCAGAAGUAAAGUAUUUAAAUCAUUUGACUGGUUAUGCUUGUAAAUUUGUUCUCCAACAACUUUCCAAAGCCAAACAGAUUACAAAUCUUAAUGGUACAUCAACAGAUAGCAGACUAAUGGAUGAUGAGAUAGAACUUUGCACUGAAUCAUGUAAUUGUAACGUUAAUAAAUCGAUGGGCCUGCCAUGUAAACAUAUCUUUAAAUUGUACAUUAUAAGUUGGACAUUCUUGCAAAUUUUAUUAGAUUUGACUACUUAUGUUUUGAAUAAGCCAGGCUCCUACUUGGAGUUUUUUUAAAUAAAAAAAAAUUGUCAUCAUGUCAAAUUUUACAGUUAUUGCCCUUGAAUUAUUUUUAACUUUAAGAGAUAAUCAUUUUAUUAAGAUUGAUAUAUCAAGACAGUUGCAGGUUAGGGUUCAUACAGAGACAGAAGUCAUUUCAGAGUUUUAGAGGAAGAAAAUAGAAGUAAAUGUACAUGUACACAUUCCUGAUAAUAAUUUAUGUAGAUAAUAAAAUUAUUGUUCUUAUUAUGACUUAUAACAUGCGUUAUACUUUUACAAUUAUUUCUAUAUCUUUGUUAAAAUGUGCCAAUG
Messenger RNA from Mytilus californianus (California mussel), 1628 nucleotides. RefSeq lists its product as uncharacterized. Gene Ontology annotation, molecular function: zinc ion binding. The record is from RefSeq and is a predicted model, not a curated record. The coding region runs from base 93 to 1334 and encodes 413 amino acids. The transcript is spliced from 2 exons. Lineage: Eukaryota; Metazoa; Mollusca; Bivalvia; Mytilida; Mytilidae.